Molecule: messenger RNA, 2322 nt
Organism: Paramecium sonneborni
Lineage: Eukaryota; Ciliophora; Oligohymenophorea; Peniculida; Parameciidae
Source: the annotation of a GenBank genome assembly
AUGGAUAAAUUCUUAAGUAAAAAUUUAUAUAUAGACGGUUGAAAGUUUUAAAGUUCAACAAAUAUAAUCAAUCAAUAUAGGAUAGACAACUUUCGUCAAAAGGAAAAUAUUAACUUAUAUUUAAAUUUAGAUUAAAUAUAGUACUUUUAGUGGAAGCGUUCAAAUGAAAAUGAGACUCGAUAAAUUGUAAAAUGGAUAGGAUGGUGGAAUGGUAGAUUAACAAAUCUUGGAGGGAAGUGUGAUGAAUUUGGUUACAAAAUUGGAGGAUGGAUAGAACCCUGUGACACCUAUUGUAGGUAAAUUUAUUUUAUUUAAAUGUAGUCAGUAUUAAAUAACCAUUUCUGGAACUUAUGAAAAAAAGGGAUAGAGAAUAGGCUAAUGGAUCUAUUGGUAUGAAUAAGAGAGAAUGUAACUAUCUUUAUAAUCUUUAGAGGAGGUGGUCAUUAUGAUGAAAUUGGAAGAAAAACUGGGGAAUGGUGCGAAAUUCACAGAAGCUAUGAUCAACAGUAAGUAAUUUACUAAUAAUUAAGUCAUAAAGUGAUAAUAAUUGGUGAGUAUAAUAAGGGGUUGAAAAAAGGAAAAUGGUUAGUGUUGGAUGAUAAUCAUAUAAUGUAUAUAUUCAAAUUAUUAUAAUAAGCGGAGAGGGAUUUUAUAAUGAAAAUGGUCAGAAGAUAGGGAAAUGGACUGGAGUAUCUGAAAGUUUCUAAUAGUAAAAUUACUAUAAAUCUAAUUUAUUAAUUAGUUAUAUGUAAUUAAUAUUUGAUGGCGAGUACAAAAAUGGUUUAAGAAUUGGAAAAUGGUUAACAUUUUAUAUGGGGAAAACUGUUUGUAGUUAAUACACAAAAUAAAAUUAAAAUGUUAUGUAUAAUUUUUUGUAGACAUUUAUUAGAGGAGGUGGAUUUUAUAAUCAAUUUGGGUUAAAAGAGGGGCUUUGGGUGGAGUUUUUUGAGGGAGGAUAUAAAUAGUAUUCUUUUCGCUCUAAUUUAGUCGUGCUUCAUUUACAAUAGCUGGUGAAUAUAAAAAUGGUUUAAAAAAUGGGUAUUGGGUAAUCAUAUAGUUUAAGGAUGACUAACAAAAUAUUGUGUAAAUAUUUAAAUUGAAAAUUUAAUUUAAAUAGAGGAGGAGGCUAUUAUGGCGAGAAAGGUAAGAAAUUUGGCAAAUGGAUUGAAAUUACAGAAAACGGCAAUUUUAGUUUGAUACCUUAAGUUGGAGUAUACAGAUAAGGAGUUAAAUUUGGAUAAUUUGAUACCUUUUUUCUAAUGAUUAAUAAAAAAAUGUUAAAAUAAAUAUUUAACUUAGUGGAGGAGGCCGUUAUAAUGAAAUAGGUUUAAAAUCUGGAAAUUGGAUAGAAUAACAUGAUUAAAAUGCUGAAUAUAAAAUGUAAAUUAUUAAAAGAUUUAACAUUAGAAUAACCCAUAAUGGAGAAUAUAAAUAGGGUAAAAAAAUAGGAUAUUGGGGGACUACAAUAAAUGAUCACGAGUAGAUUGAGAAAAUGUAAGGUGAAAAUAUUUAAAAUUUUUAAGUCGAGGUGGAUUCUACAACAAUUAAGGAUAAAAAAUCGGACAAUGGAUUGAUUUAGUAAAUGAAAAUAACGAUGAACUAAGUUAUGUAACUUUAUAUAACUAGUGUUAAUAAUUGGAUGUUAUAAAGAUGAAGAAAAGAAUGGCUAGUUUGACACAUUUAUUAAGUCAAAAAAUUCAACUAAAACUCAGAAGAUGUAAAUCAUCAAUAUGUAUAAAAAGUGGAGGUGGUUAUUAUAAUAAGGGUAAUAAAGUUGGAAAAUGGAUUGAAAUAAGAGAAACAUAGAGAAAGUAAAGAUAUUCUAUUAAUUGGAAUAGUUUAGAUUAAAUUCAUGUUGGAAGAUAUAGUGAAGGAACAAAUAUCGGAAUAUGGGAAACAUAAAGUAAUUACUUAAAAGCUCGUUAAAUCAUGUAUUUGAUUAAUAAUAAACUUUAAGUGGUUUUGGAUAUUAUAAUAAAUUUGGGAUUAAAGAAGGGAAAUGGAUAGAACCUUGUAGAUUUUCUUAUAGGUAUUUCUUAGUCAUUUAAAAAAAUAGAAUAAGAUUAGUCUAUAUGGGGUAAUAUAGUAAAGGUAUAAAAAUUGGAAGUUGGCAAUUCCAGUUUCAACAUUCAAAUGGGGAAAUUAUCAUAAUGUAAAAAAAUAGUGAAAAGUUUUAGGGACUCGGGGAAUUAUAAAGAUGGUAUUAAAAUGGAAAAUGGAAUGAAAUAGCACAAAGUUAUGGAACAGGACGAUAGAUUACCAAUCAAGGAUAUUACAACAAUGGCACUAAAGUUGGUAUUUGGGAAAACCUAGUUUUUUUGA